Messenger RNA from Botrytis cinerea B05.10, 2742 nucleotides. RefSeq lists its product as hypothetical. Bases 1539 to 2246 code for a protein of 235 amino acids. Lineage: Eukaryota; Fungi; Ascomycota; Leotiomycetes; Helotiales; Sclerotiniaceae. The transcript is spliced from 4 exons. The record is from RefSeq and is a predicted model, not a curated record.
GAAAAAGAUUUUUCUCGAUAACUUUUAAUAUGAAGAUACGCUCCUGAUCUUCAUUCUCUUCAUUCUCUUCAUUCUGAUCUCCUCUCUUCUCCUACUCUCCCAUUUCCGCAUUACAAGUAGAUUGGUGAGAUCACUGAACAGUGACGAUUCCUUACGGGUCCCACGAACGGCUCCAGUUGAUGCUCACCAUUGCUCGGAAAUGCAGCUUUCUCCAUUUCUCUCCCACUCACAUUACUUAUUCAUUGAUAGAAAACACGCUCCUUGGUUCUACAAGCGGCUCCAAGGUAUCUGGGACCAAUUAAUUUUGUGUUCUCCGGUGUUACUUUCAAAUACAAUAAAGCCGUCUAUGCAUCGUUCUUAUCCACCACUCAUAUCCAAGACCAAUUAAUUUUGUAUUCUUGGAUUUUUAUUUCAAACAGGAAGGAACCGCUUUAGCACCUUCUUCAUCUGCCACAUUGGCGGAAGCGAAGAAUCGACUUCAUAUUCCCCUCCGACGCACAAACACAAACACAAAUCCUACCACGACAAGCUUCGAUACGAAUACUAGACAACACGCAUAUUCAAGGCAUUCAUCUGGAAAAGUGUCAUUGGACAAGGAGGAAACUUCAUACGAUGGAAGUACCAAUGACAAUGGCACAUCAUGGUCCCUUAACACCAGGGAAAAUCCAAAGUCAGUCGAAGCAAAAGGUUACACACAGUCCUCAAAACUAUUUACCACAGCCACGAGGGAAGAUUUUUUCUAUCUUUUCAUCCCAAUACAUACUCGGUUAUAAUGUCAUGAAUCCGGAUGAAUAUCCAAGAACAGGCCCACUUGUCAUGGAGCGAGAAUGUCCUGCCGGGUUAAACUGCAAAGAUCGAAGACGUUGGAAUCACCAGAAAAAGCACUUCACAAAGUUGGUAUAAUGGCAGACAGAAUGGCUCAGAUUCUCUAAAGAUGAAGAAAAUUCGGUCGAAGCUGCUGCUGAUGAUGAGUCACAAGAGGUAGACUUCAUUGGAUUUUCAGGUGGUAUUGACGAGGAGCCUUUCGGGAUUCCUCGAAUCAAGAAACGUCGAACAACAAAAGAUACUUCUAGUGAAGUUGAGGAUUUUGGUGAAGUUACAGGCCAUCAGAGACUUACUGGUGUCCGUGGAGUCCCAUUCUCACCUGUGGUUGAGCCUGUUCUCUCUCUUGUCGAGAAAGAUUCAUCUCGGGAUCAAAAGCUCCGUGUGAGAUCAGCGCCCAUGACUUCCAAGAGUAAAGCUUCAAGAUAUGCACAUCUAAAAACAAGAGCCUCAUCUCUCGGAACCUUGAGUAUCAGGUCAAAGAAUGUUCGUCUGAGACUGCGCGUUCAGAGACAACAGGAACGAUCGAAUUCAAGUUCCCACCGAGCUACGCCUCCAAAACCAUCGCAAGGCAAUACCAGACGUCCCAAUGCCGAUAAAUCUUCUUCAAAAGAUGCUUCUACUCAAACCAUUCUUUCCCACUCUUCGGUAGCGUCGAUUCUUCAGGAAAAGCGACUCAAAAAUCUUCAGAAGAUGGCAGAGAAAGCUUGCUCUCAAUGUCUCAACCUCAGAUACAACAUUCGAAUCAAGAUAGAGUUACUAUCGAGGUCUCAUCGCCGUGCAGAGGUGGAUGUGGUAUUCCUACUUCAUCCAACGUUGCACAUUUCAAUCCAACUCUUGCCACGGCAUUUCAAUCAUCUACCGUUGGCUCUUGUGCAAUGAGUGCUGCUUCACCUUCAAAGAUUCUUCCAGCAAAGCCUAUGGCUCCUUUUCCAGCAGUUGGUCAACCCCCGUCUGCCGAUAUGUCUGCUGUAGCUUCUUCAACAAGAACUUUACUUAUCGGUUCAAGUCUUUCUGUAGCACUAUCAUCAACUAUCAAUGUUGGAGUCGCACUUGAUGGUCGUCUGGGAUCCAAAUUUCCAGCAGAAGUUCAAUUUGUCAAUCCAAUCACUGUUACAAUACUCAAAAUGCCUGUUGAUCCUCCCGCUUUCACAUCAAAUACACCUAUGCAAGUAGAGCCUCACUUUUUGGUAGAUGAAACUAUCAAUAAAAUCAUUGAUGCUGACAAUCUUUCUAUGUUCAACACCUUGGGCCAUGAUCCAUGUCCGCGUGCAAAAUUAUUGGAGCUUCAAAGAAUGUAUCUACAUCAUCUAGAUUUAACAUAUCUUGCCAUUGUUUCAGGUGAUUUGAAACUUUCUAACUAUCCUGACCUUGAAUUGGGAGGACUCGACCUUCUCGUUGAAGAUGGCAUUCAUCUUGAUUAGGUCACUCCCUCGAUUUAUCCAAAAAAAAAACUUUCGAAUUUACCACCGGAAAAUAAUUGAGAAGCUCAAUCUCUCGAUGUAAACCGCCGUUUUGAUCAUACAAUUUCUCAGCUUCAUCAAUAUUUAUUUACUCCGAUGUUCGACAGCAAAUCCGCUCAGGCUCAGGAAUAUUUGUCAAUCCUCAAUGUCUCCUUUCAGGUGAGACAAUAGAAUGAUCUCUGAGGCUCAACAUGAGAGUAAAUCUGAAGUGUUGUGUUUUCGCUUCGAAAUUUGUUGCAUAUCUGUAGGGAAGGGGAGGGCGGGGUAGCUACAAAUCGUUGGGCGUGAAUUUUCUGGACCUCAAGGUUGGUUCUCAGUGGCUUAAAAGUGUACCUUAUAUAAAAACAGCGGGAUAUAUCAGGUAUCUGAGAUCAAUUGAUUUUGUGUUCUCUGAUUUUACUUUCAAGUACGAAGGGACUGUUAUUUCACUAUUUUCACACAUCACAUAAUGAAGGAA